This is a messenger RNA of Schistocerca piceifrons (Central American locust), 477 nucleotides long. Its product is annotated as small conductance calcium-activated potassium channel protein 1-like. Bases 1 to 477 code for a protein of 158 amino acids. Lineage: Eukaryota; Metazoa; Arthropoda; Insecta; Orthoptera; Acrididae. The transcript has 2 exons. The record is from RefSeq and is a predicted model, not a curated record.
AUGGAUGGCAUCGCCAGCUGCAGGGUCUUGCCUAAAGACGCCAUAUGGGAUGCAUCAAUAGCAGGCUUCACAGCUCCCAAGAUCCGCACAGUCCUCAUAGAAACCGCGAACGGGGAGUUCGAAGUAAACGGCGCUACGAAACUAAAGAAAGGCCAGCCGCCUAGUUACAUAUAUGGCGCGCGGAUAGGGUUACGUGCGGCGCACUCAGAAUACACGUCGGCGCUGCCAAGGUGCUAUUUUAAGAUGUUUGCGAUCGGGCUGGUGCUGGUGUGCGCGCCGCAGCCGCCGCCGCCGCCGCCGCCGCCACCGCCUCUGCCGUGGGAGGCCGCCACGUGGUCGCACCGCCCCCGGCAGACGCCUCCCGCCCCCGCUCCGCCCCCGCUCCACCCCCGCUGGACCGCCUCCCCACUGUCUCCACGCAGCCGCGCUACGCCUUCAAAAUUUUUCUUCGCUUUCCUUUUCUUUUUCAUACAAUGA